GUAUAAACUGACAAAUGUCAUUGUGAUGGAUUAUUUUGGAAAGUGAAAUAUAAAUAAAUUACAUGUUUAUCGUUUACUUUUUACUGUCUUAAUUUUAACAACGUUGAUAGCAAUAUAAAUGUCUAAUUAUCAGGAAAUCGUCAACUUAAACAUCGGUGGUACAAGAUUUUCAACUUCAUGGCAUACUCUAACAUGGGUACCAGAUACAUUUUUUACGGCUCUACUCAGCGGUCGCAUACCCACGGUGCGGGAUGAAACUGGAGCUAUAUUUAUAGACAGAGAUCCUAAUCUGUUCGGUCUCAUUCUCAACUUUUUACGCACAAGAGAUAUAGAUCUAAAUAACGUAAACAUUAGGGCAUUGAGGCAUGAAUGUGAUUACUUUGGUAUCACUCCUCUAAGCAGGAGACUAGCAUUGUGUGAUGAGAUGAACCAUUCGUCCUGUGGAGAUGUACUCUUCCAUGGAUAUCUACCACCACCAUUAAAUGGACCCUUACCAAAUGGCAGUACUUCAAGAUGUGGAACAGUAUCUAGAAAGAAUUCUACUGCAUCUAACACAGAAGUAACAGCUAACAGAACACAUUCACGUAACUCCUCAUUAGAUUUACGAGCGGUAGGAAGGAUUCCGUCACAGGACCAAUUAAGUCGAUGUGGCAGAGGUCAUUCAAGAGCGGCUUCUCUAGGCAAUACUGAUAGUCACAAGGGACUCCGUCCACCUGAAGUCAACACCUGGCAGGAUAAUAUGAAAGUGCAAAUUAUAAAAGCGCAUCACAACUGGAUCGCUGUUGCCUACACACAUUUUGUUACUGGCUACAGAUUGACAGAUUCCUGCGGUUGGUACAUAGUCUUCCAAUCUCCGGUUCAAGACUCUGCAAUAGAACGAAUUGCCCUCAAUGCUAAGACAGGUGGCGCCACCUCUAGCGGUACCAACUCCACAGGAACUGAUGUGAUGCUGGGUAUCGCUAGUGGACCACUUGUCAGAUUGUGGGCUUUUUCCACCCAUACUGAACCAUUGAGGCGAAAUUUGAUAGGCACCUUCAAUCUUGGGGUACGAGUGGAACAUUUACUGUUUGUGGGUCCACAACUAGUGGCUUUAAGCGGGCCGGGCAGUCGGAGUAAGGCAGGUGUAUGGCACACUAGUACUCAACACUGGCAGACUCAAGACGUAGCACACCUCACCACUCAUGAUACUGCCGGUUCCUUCCUGUUAUUGGGAACAGCCACUGGUGCCAUAAAUUACAUAGACAUGCAAAAAUUCCCGCUCAGAAUGAAAGACAACGAUCUUCUGGUUACUCAGCUUUAUAAGGAUCCAAAUCAGGAGCCCAUCACCGCAAUAUCUGUUUACUUAACACCGAAAACAAAUUUAUGUGGAAACUGGAUAGAAAUAGCCUACGGCACAAGAUAUGGGUCGGUUAGGGUGAUAGUGCAGCAUCCGGAGACCGUGGGUCAUGGACCACAGCUGUUCCAGACGUUCACUGUCCAUCAGAGCCCCGUCACUAAGGUUUCACUGUCGGAGAACUACUUGAUAUCCGUAUGCAGCGAGUACAAUCACGUCAGAUCCUGGCGCGUGACACGUUUUAGAGGCAUGAUAUCUACACAGCCUGGCACGACACCGAAAGCAGCCUUCAAGGUCCUAGCUCUAGAAGCGCCUACAGCUCAGCCGCACAACGACUGUGGACCGUACGGCGAACAGGACGAGGAGCAAAUAUUCAUACAAAAGGUCGUACCUGAUACAGACACGCUUUACGUUAGAUUGGCAUCUAAUGGUAAACGAGUAUGCACGAUACGUUCGGUGGACGGGUCAGCGGUGUCAUGUUUCGUGGUAGUCGAGUGCGAAGGGGCGCUGCGUCCGCGACGUCUCCUUCUGUGCGGACAUCGCUCCGGGGCAGCACAGAUGUGGGACCUCACUGCGCACAUCGAUAGGGCUGCUAAACCCACACAGGCCGUAGCCGGCGGGAAUGGUGGAGGUGAGGGCGAAGAAUCUCCUGUAACGGACGGUGGCCCUAGCCCGGACGAGUUGGUGCGCCUGUUGUCCGCGUGUGACCUUGACGCGACCCCAGCGCCACCUGUGCCUUCCUCACCGAACAGACCUAUACAAGCACCUUGAGGGCUGUGGAGAGCACUCACUUGCUGCUAAAUGACAUGGAAUAGUGAUGUUAUGACACCGUCUUUAUUUAGUGAAGUGUAGUGUGUUACUGACUUUAUAUGCGGUAGUUGAGUAAUGAGGCACUGUCUUAGUAUGUACCGCUGGAGUACAAUGUGUAACCGAUUUUAUAUAGUGUCCUUGAGAAUCAUGCUUAUAAAGGAGACAUUACAAAAUAAAUAUUAUUUAUAUACAGAAAUGUACUUUAAAAUUAUAUUUCUGAUAUUUAAAACUAGAUUUAUAUUGUGCUCAAGGUGUUGACCUUGCUAUGAGCACGUUAGGACGCAUCUCAUAGUAACUGGAGCCGAAAAAUUAGGAAGUAGGAUUAUUAUUUAUUUUAAUUUAAAUGAAUUCCAUAAUUGUUUAAUGUGAACCCAAAAUCAAGACAGAAAUUUAUAAAAUAAAAAAAAAAUUGAUCUCGAGACUGCCGAGUGCAGUAAAUGUUAUAAAGAAUUUAACAAUUGAGACAUCGAUGAAAAACGACACAAGUAAUUUGCAGCAGGCUUUGAUUCAGAUAUCAUUGAAAUAGCUUUUAUAUUUCUAGCAUGUUCUAAAAUAUUUUUGCAAGCGGAAUUUUUAUUCAGCACUUUCUGGUAUGGCGAGUCAGUGACUAUUAUUUCUGAAAUUUUAUCCUUCUGGAGUAUCUAUCGAGCAUUUCGUUAAUUUUAAUUAUUCAGAAUGACUUUAUAAGAUUUGAUCUGUGAAUUUUAGGACAGCCAUGUCACUUCCGUGUCCCUUAUAUCCCGAUGUUAAUUAUCAUAUAUACUGCUUGGAUCUACACAUGUGUGGGUAUUAUGUAUGGAAUUAAGGUUAUACAAGUCUAGGGGACCAUGAGCUACAAAGCGUACCUUACUAUUUAGAAAGUGCUUGCUCGUUUGGCAUAUCAUUUUAUAUGAGGCGUAGAUGCCAGUAUUUGUUGUUCUUGGUUGUUUGAAACUUUGAAUGAGAACAUUGAAUUUUUUAAGUCCAAAGAUUGAAAUUUAAUUUAUCUAUGAACAUUUAAGAACAUAUUUUUUUGUAUACAUUUAAGUGUGGGUAAUGAAAUCUGAUCUAUGAAAUGAUCGAAGCCACAAUGUCUUCAACAAAAUAUUUGAAAUGGCACAAUAAAUUUAUAUAGAUUGUUACUUUGAAUGUAAUAAAAAACAGUUUUAAUAGGACGAGGUCCUUAUUUCAGAUGCUUAGAUUUUAUGUUAUUCUUUAGAUAACUUAUAAAGAUGAGAUGAGAUCUGGUGAUGAAGGGAGUGAAGGCAAUGGAAAUAAUAUUAACAGCAACAAGAUUAUUUUAAUGCAAAUCAUCAUAUUUUGAAAAUGUCAAAGUAUUCGAACAUUCUUUUCUCAUUGAAAAUAGGUUUUAAGAAUGAUUAAUGUUUUUUUUUUCUUAUAAAAUCAGUUUUCAAUUUGACAGCUGUUUUUAAACACUGCGUUAGCAAGCUUCGGUUAAGACUGAUUUGUUUAUGAGCUGAAACAGCUAAGAGUAAAUAUAAUAUAUUCUCAUAUUCCAUGUAAAUAUGACUGAAAAUUUUCUAAAUUCAACCUAUCAUUAAGUAUAUUUAGAAUUUAAUAAAAAAAAAGUAUAUUAUUUUUAUUAGCUAUUAUAAGAGUGAAAUAUCAAAAUUUUAAAAUGUAUUGUCAUUUUUGUCAGAGGCGUGUUUGUUUGACGUCCAGAUGUUGUUACUGUGUUAAUUACACACUCACACACAUACAUAUAUUAUAUAUAUAUAUAUAUAUAUGUAUGUAUGUGUGUGUGUGGGUGUGUAUGAAGUGUAUUACUUAUAUGUAGUAUAAAAUUUACAAUAUAACAUUCUGCCUUUUUUGUGUUGAAUCUAAAUCAAUGUUGUUAGGAAUGGAGCACUCUAUGUUAUUUUUACUACUUUAACAAAUAUAUUUAAUAUUUCCUAAGUU
Messenger RNA from Danaus plexippus (monarch butterfly), 4042 nucleotides. Its product is annotated as BTB/POZ domain-containing protein KCTD3. The record is from RefSeq and is a predicted model, not a curated record. Bases 119 to 2104 code for a protein of 661 amino acids. The transcript has 12 exons. NCBI's taxonomy places the organism in Eukaryota, Metazoa, Arthropoda, Insecta, Lepidoptera, Nymphalidae. Gene Ontology annotation, molecular function: protein binding. Gene Ontology annotation, biological process: protein homooligomerization.